This is a messenger RNA of Scomber scombrus (Atlantic mackerel), 1405 nucleotides long. RefSeq names its product equilibrative nucleoside transporter 2-like. The coding region runs from base 74 to 1405 and encodes 443 amino acids. The record is from RefSeq and is a predicted model, not a curated record. Gene Ontology annotation, biological process: thymine transport; adenine transport; guanine transport. The transcript is spliced from 13 exons. Gene Ontology annotation, molecular function: nucleoside transmembrane transporter activity. NCBI's taxonomy places the organism in Eukaryota, Metazoa, Chordata, Actinopteri, Scombriformes, Scombridae. Gene Ontology annotation, cellular component: plasma membrane; basolateral plasma membrane.
ACCGGUCCUCACACACCUGUCCGACCCGGGACCAACCUGCUCACACUCUCAGAGGCUCGUCAGAAGCAACAAGAUGUGGAACGAAAAGAAGCAAAAUCCACCUGCUGACCGGGGUCAGGCUGUCGGCAUCAUCAUCUUCAUCCUCGGUCUGGGAACUCUGCUGCCCUGGAACUUCUUCAUCACGGCUUCUCAGUAUUUCAACGGGCGGCUCACGCAACCCAACGUCACCUCUAACGGCACAUCGGGCGUCACCACUAAGAACUACAACUAUGACAGCUGGAUGGCGUUACUCUCCCAGCUGCCUCUGCUGAUGUUCACCCUGCUCAACUCUUUCCUCUAUCAGCUGGUGAAAGAGCGCCUCCGUGUGGCCUUCAGCCUCAUCACCAUCUUCUUCCUCUUCUGCCUCACCGCCGCUCUGGUCCAAGUCGAGAUGAAGCCGGACACCUUCUUCUCCGUCACCAUGGCGACCAUCUGGUUCAUCAACAUGUGCGGUGCCGUGUUACAGGGAAGUCUCUUCGGUGUGGUGGGUCUCUUCCCGCCUCGUUACAGCACUCUGUUUAUGAGCGGUCAGGGUCUAGCUGGGACCUUCGCUGCUGUCGCUAUGCUCUGCUCCAUCCUCAGUAACGCAGGUGCGACCUCGGAUGCGUUGGGAUACUUCAUCACUCCAUGUGUAGCUACGCUGGUCACUCUGUUCUGUUACCUGCUGCUGCCGCACCUGGAAUUUGCUCGUUUCUAUCUGAACAGAAGUCAGUGUAACAAACAGGAGACGUCAAAGGAGCUCCUCAGUGCAGAUAAAGACAUGGAGGCCAGCGGGAAGUUUAUUGAUGCAGAGGAGAGUCAGGAACGCUUGUCCGUCUUCGCUGUUUUCAAAAAGAUCUGGCUCAUGGCUCUGUGUGUGACUUGUAUUUUCGCCGUCACGCUGGCCGUGUUUCCUGUCAUCACGGUCCGAGUGAAGACCGUCUACGAGGGCAACGCUGCCUGGGAAAAAGUUUUCACCUGCGUUUGCUGCUUCAUCGUUUUCAACGUCAUGGACUUGGCCGGCCGCAGCGCCCCGUCUCUCGUCCAGUGGCCGUCAAAGGAGAGUCUUGCGUUUCCUGCUGCAGUUCUUUCUCGUGUGAUCUUCAUCCCUCUGCUCAUGGUGUGUAACAUCCAUAACUCCAAACUUACCGUCAUCUUCAGCCACGACAGCAUCUUCGUCACCUUCAUGGCCUUGUUCUCCUUCUCCAACGGAUACUUGGCGAGCCUCUGCAUGGCCUACGCUCCACAGUUGGUGCGCUCUAAGGACAUUGAGACCGCCGGCUCUCUGAUGACUUUCUUCCUGGUUCUGGGUCUGGCAGUCGGAGCGUCGCUGUCCUUCCCGCUGGGAUACCUGGUGCUGCCGACCGACACGCAGACGGCCGCGUGA